GCAGGAACAAAAAACUUUGCUUGUCCAUAUUUAGCUUAGCUCACAAGCAUUAAGCGAUUCAAACUCUUGGCAACCCACAGAGGAAAAUUUCCUUUUCAAAGUUCCUACUUCAAUCAUCAACAACACCCAAUUCGGCGUAGGAUAACCAUUUCUUUGCGACCUCAUCCAAAAUCAGACAAAAUGCCUCCAAAAGUACGUCCAUGAAUAAGAACCGCUUUGCUGUUGGCCUGCUUUCUUUUGGAGAGUUACGGCGUGAUACAGUAGGCUAACUUAUUAUUUUUUAUCGAAUAGGCCAACAAGAAGGGACCCUCUGUCAAGAGAAAGUUCGUUAUCGACUGCAAGCAACCUGCCAAUGACAAGAUCUUCGAUACCGCUGCUUUCGAGAAGUUCCUUCAAGACAACCUUAAGGUUGAUGGAUUGAAGGGUAACUUCGGUGACAAGGUCACUGUUACCAAGGAUGGAGAGAGCAUCAAGGUCGAGACCUCUGUUAACUCUGGUCAUUACCUCAAGUACUUGUAUGUUUUACCCCAGAAAUUGUUCUUACUAAAUUGUGGUUGUCGGAAUACUUGCUAAUGUGCCAAUGCAAUAACAGGACCAAGAAGUUCCUCAAGAAGAACCAAUUGAGAGAUUGGCUUCGUGUGGUUUCUACCUCCAAGGGCGUCUACGAAUUGAGAUUCUUCAACGUUGUUGGUGAUGAUGCUGAGGAGGAUGAUGAAUAGAUGGUUACAUAUUACAUCUAAGAUUUAAGAAAUGAUACCAUGAUGCCUGGGCUAUGGACUAGAAUAUCAUGAGGAGGGUUGGGAUUUAGCAAUGGUAGGAAUAAUCAAUGCUAUAUUACUGCUCUCUCAAAAUAUUUUUACUCUAGAUAUUGAUGUGUGAUUGUGCUAUGAAAUUACUUGCUCGUAAUUUGAGAGUUGUUGCUUUGCUCAUUGACUGUUUGAUCGCAAUUUUCACAUAGCUGCGGAGAAAUGUUAUGCAUUUCUUGCCAUAUUCCUCUCUUCUAACACCUCCUGACCCUGCAGCUUUCUA
Sclerotinia trifoliorum is the source of this 1029-nucleotide messenger RNA. The record is from the annotation of a GenBank genome assembly. NCBI's taxonomy places the organism in Eukaryota, Fungi, Ascomycota, Leotiomycetes, Helotiales, Sclerotiniaceae.